AUGACUGAAGAUUCUGUGAUCGUGAAUUUGCCCAAGAAGCUCGAUGAGUUUUUGGCGAAAAGUGAGAGAAUUCUCGGCUGCGCAAUUGGAGAUAAAAAUGGGUUGACGAUGGCUCUCAAAGGCGAAAUCGAUCAGGACGACGUCGCAGUAGGCGUCAAUGCUCUUCAAGAAAUCAACAAAAACGUCCAGGAAUCGAAGACCCUCUAUUUAUACGACUACAAAGAAUCAAACUGUCUCCACUGUUCCUACAUCGACGAAAGUCUCUUUCUCGUCCAACUUGUUGCUGCUAACUAA
This is a messenger RNA of Oikopleura dioica, 294 nucleotides long. Lineage: Eukaryota; Metazoa; Chordata; Appendicularia; Copelata; Oikopleuridae. The record is from the annotation of a GenBank genome assembly.